GGCUGAGCCCAGUCCUGCACGGAGAGAGCAUCCUGCUGCAGCCCUGGGCUCUGGCUGGGGUGGCCGUGGUCACACUGGGUGUCACCAGGCUCUGGUGUGGCCCCAGCCAUGCUCUGGUACCAGCUGAGCCCCGCUGUGGGCAGGGGUAAGCUCAGCCAGGGCCCUGCUCCUGCUGCCCUCCGCCAGACCCGUCCCUGGAGCAGCAUCCGUGGCACAGAAAUUGAAGCCAAGAAAGCGUGUGACUGGCUGCGGGCAGCGGGGUUCCCCCAGUAUGCCCAGCUGUACGAAGAGUCGUCAUUCCCUCUUGACAUCAGUGCUGUGAAGAAGGACCACAGCUUCCUGGACCAGGAUUCCCUCAAAUCCCUGUGCAGGAGGCUGAUGACCCUGAACACCUGUGCCUCCAUGAAGCUGGAUGUUCACUUUCAGCGUAAACAGAAUGAAGACUCUGAGGAGGAAGUCGACUUUGCCAUCAGCACCCGGUGGUCCUACCAGAGGGACAGCAAAAGGUGGUCACGGGUGGGGUCCGCCGAUGUCGUGUCCCAGGGCUCGGGGGCCCUGAGCUGCACCAUGCACCCGGUGUCCAGCCGUGAGAGCGUCCUCACAGACCUCAGCACCAACCCCGAGGCCACGUCCCUGCACAGCACGGGCAGUGUGGGCAGCGUGGGUGGCACGGGCGGCACGCUGGGCAAUGCAGCUGUGCCAUCCCAGCCCCUGUCCCCCCUCCGUGCCGCUGCCACCGCCUCCAGCUGCAGCCAGAGCGAGGGCUCUGCCCCAGAGCAGCCCUCGGGCCAGGGAGAGACCUCUAAGGAGAAGCUGAAGAAGCGACGGUCUCGAAGCUUCCUGAAGCGGAUCGAGUCCCUGCGGAGGAAGGACAAGGAGAAACCCAGCCCAGACGGCAGGGUGGCUCCGCACAGCAGCGCCACUCUCCCGCCAGGAUGGGGCUCUCUGAAGGAUGAUGAGGACCUUGCAGCCACCCGGACCAACUCCUCUAAAAGAGGGACACCUGCCUCUUUCCACAGCAAAAAACACUUCUUCUCGGUAUCAUACAGGACUAACCGCCUGCUCGGCCCCGGGGGCACCAAGGGCAGCUCUGACCCCAAACGCGGUGGAGUUUAUUUGGAGGAUUACGACACAGACACAGCCCCUGCCGCCGGCUGUGCCUGGGCUGCUGCCGAGUGCCAGCGCCGGGCUCGCCAUGGCGAUUGCCUGGUCUAUAUCCCCUGUGACCACAAGCCCGGCACCUUCCCCAAAUCCCUGUCCAUCGAGAGCUUGUGUCCCCUGGCCGGCAGUUCCCUGACGCACUGGAGCGCCGGGAGCGCGGCCGUGGGGCUGGGCGGGGGCGGCAGCGGCAGCAGCGUGGAGGGCUCGUCCUCCCCGAGGGGCUUCGCCCGCCGGCGCCGGGGCUCCUGCAGCUCCCUGGGCAGCCGCGUCAGCGUCUACGACAACGUGCCGGACUUCGGCAGCAGCGAGGAUUUCUGCAAGGACGGGGAGGUUGACUUCAAGAACCUCGACGACAUCCUGCAGCAGAUGGGGAUGCUGCAGAAGAAGGUGGAGCUCUGGUGUAAAGCCGUCUCCCCUGGCCUGGAUGGAGAGGAAGGGGGCGACGAAGAGGAGGAUGAGGAGGAGUCGGACUCGGGAGGGGAACCCUCCAACCUGCAUUUCGAAGAACAGUCCAUGUCAGAUGUUGGCACCUCUGCCAGUGACUUUGAUAGCACUGGGAACUCCCUCAAUGAGGCUGAAGAGAUCGAGACACGGGAGCGCCGGGAUUCGGGGGUAGGAGCAUCCCUCACGAGACCCUGCAGUUUGGCUGUGCUGGAGGGUGAUGUGGCAGUAACCAUGAAGGACUGGAGUGCAGUGGGAGUUUCUUCAGCUGGGAAUGUCCCGUGUGUCCCCAGAAAGCUGCGUUGGCACAGCUUCCAGAACUCGCACCGGCCCAGCCUGAACUCAGCCUCGCUGGAGAUCAACCGCCAGUCCUCAGCCCAGCUCAACCUGCUCCAGAAGUGCUCCCUGCUCCGGCUCACAGCCAUCAUGGAGAAGUACUCUGUGCCCCACAAGCAGGCCUGGACGUGGACUGUCCCCAAGUUCAUGAAGCGCAGUAAAGUCCCUGACUACAGGGACAAGAUGGUUUUUGGGGUGCCACCCAUCGUCAACGUGCAGCGGACGGGGCAGCCCCUGCCCCAGAGCAUCCAACAGGCCAUGCGCUACUUGCGCAGCCAGUGCCUGGACCAGGUUGGCAUUUUCCGCAAGUCUGGAGUGAAGUCCCGGAUCCAGGCGCUCCGGCACAUGAACGAGACCAGCCCUGAGCACGUGGACUACUCGGGCCAGUCAGCGUACGACGUGGCCGACCUGCUGAAGCAAUACUUCCGCGACCUGCCCGAGCCCAUCUUCACCAGCAAGCUGACCGACACCUUCCUGCAGAUCUACCAGUUUGUGUCCAAGGAGCAGCGGCUGCAGGCGGUGCAGGCCACCAUCAUCCUCAUGCCGGACGAGAACAGGGAGGUGCUGCAGACCCUGCUCUACUUCCUGAGCGACAUCGCCUCGGCCGAGGAGAACCAGAUGACGGCUGGGAACCUGGCUGUGUGCCUGGCCCCCUCCAUCUUCCACCUCAAUGUGUCCAAGAAGGAAAGCACAUCGCCCAGGGCCAUACACAAGAGGGGCACCAUGGGGAAGCCAGACCAGAAGGACCUCAAUGAGAACAUGGCUGCCACGCAGGGGCUCUCCCACAUGAUCAGCGACUGCAAGAAGCUCUUCCAGGUCUCCCAUGACAUCUUGCUGCAGCUGAGCAGCUCCUAUAUGGCUGCAGAUGCUUAUCCCCACCCCCUGGCUGACUUGGUGUGUCAGGGGGAGAGCAAGGAUUUACACUCCUACUUUGAGCAGAGUGUCCAGAACCUGCUCAAAGAGUUGUCAGAGAAAUUCAAGGGAUGGCUGAGCACGCCAGGGCCCCUGAACACGGAGCUGUCCUGCAAAAAGGUUGGGGACGGGAACCCUCUGCGCCUGUGGAAGGUCUCCACGGAUGUCGAGGCCCCUCCUGCCACGGUGCUGCACCGGGUGCUGCGGGAGCGUCACCUGUGGGACGAGGACCUGCUGCAGAGCAGGGUGGUGGAGGCUCUGGACAAGGACAUGGAGGUGUACCACUACGUGACAGACAGCAUGGCCCCGCACCCGCGCAGGGACUGCAUGGUGCUCCGGCGCUGGCGCACGGACCUGCCACGGGGAGCCUGCCUGCUCAGCUCCCUCUCGGUGGAGCACGACAAGGUGCCAGUGGAGGGAGGUGUCAAGGCCAUCGUGCUGACGUCCCAGUACCUCAUCGAGCCCGGCGCCAUGGGCCGCUCCCGGGUCACUCACAUCUGCAGGGCUGACCUCAGGGGUCGGUCUCCCGAGUGGUAUAACAGGGUCUUUGGCCACCUCUGUGCCAUGGAGCUGGCGAGGAUCCGAGACUCCUUCCCAGCCCUGAGUCCCAUCGGCCCCGAGACAAAGAUUUGAGGCACCAGGAAGAUGCUCUGUCCUUUCAGACGUGGACUUGCCAUUGGAUCCGGACUGGGGCUCUCAGCAGGAAGCACGGUGUGGUGCAGUGCCCGUGGAGGGAGACAGAGGCACAUAUUUAUAAACAUCCUUUCACCCCAGGCUGGGCAGUCCCGUGCCGCAGCCCAGGUGCUGCAGGGCAGGGUGGCCACAGAGGAAAAGCCGUGGUGUCCCACAGGAGAAGUGGGGGAGCAGAGGGAAAGAGUGGCCAUGGGGUGACCCCUGAAUGCAGCCUGUGGCAGGAGCUGGGGCCCCCACACAAGCCAGGAGCAGCAGCAGGGGUGAAGGAGCGUGGAGUGAGGCGGGAGGAGCGAGCAGGGAAAGCGGGGCCGUGUCCGCAGGUCG
Molecule: messenger RNA, 3867 nt
Organism: Camarhynchus parvulus
Lineage: Eukaryota; Metazoa; Chordata; Aves; Passeriformes; Thraupidae
Gene: STARD8
Product: StAR related lipid transfer domain containing 8
Exons: 14
Coding region: 109-3483 (1124 amino acids)
Biological process (GO): actin cytoskeleton organization; regulation of Rho protein signal transduction; signal transduction
Molecular function (GO): lipid binding; GTPase activator activity
Source: RefSeq, a predicted model, not a curated record